This is a messenger RNA of Rhizoctonia solani, 1764 nucleotides long. Its product is annotated as CUE domain protein. Gene Ontology annotation, molecular function: ubiquitin binding; ubiquitin conjugating enzyme binding. Gene Ontology annotation, cellular component: cytoplasm. NCBI's taxonomy places the organism in Eukaryota, Fungi, Basidiomycota, Agaricomycetes, Cantharellales, Ceratobasidiaceae. Bases 1 to 1764 code for a protein of 587 amino acids. Gene Ontology annotation, biological process: ubiquitin-dependent protein catabolic process. The transcript is spliced from 6 exons. The record is from RefSeq and is a predicted model, not a curated record.
AUGGCAGAUACGCAAACAGCGAAUACAGCCCAACAGUCAACCUCUCCUCCCCAGUUCUAUACGCCACCCCCACCCCCUGGGGAAUCACCAGCAGGCCCCAUAGCCGUUCAGCCCCUCGUGGGGCCUGGGAUUCAACCACAGAGCGAGCCUUACGUGGCCCAUCCUCCUCAAAGCAAUCCCUUUGCGAAUCCUGAACCUCAGGAGCCAGCCUCGAAGGUACCACCGGCAACUACAAACCCCUUUAGCGAUGCCGCAGCAGCUACACAGCCUGGCAGAUUGGAGGAACCACCGCAGCAUCCCGCAAGACCUCUACCUCUUGGCGCCCUGACCGAGACUCCUCUACACAGCGAACCGGCUCCUAUAUUACCUCCACGAAAUCAGCCCCAGCCCGGCUCAGAAUCUCGAGUUCCUCCACCACCUCGAGCUUCGUUCGACCAACCAAUUCCUGACCAUCCCGCAUUACGUGGACAAUCUAACACGCAGUCUAUUCAACGCGUUGCGAUGACGCCUGUACAACCACAGCCAAUUCCACCUCCACCGCAGGCACCGGCUCUGGAUUCUAACCCCGAAACACUGGCAGCCGACCCCACUAUAGCCUCCUUGCACGCGAUGUUCCCCGAUUUCGACUUGGUUGUGCUCCAUUCGGUGCUCGAGGCGACUGGAGGAGACAAGGACCAAGCUGUAGAUAGUCUGCUGGCUAUGAGCGACCCCGACUAUGCGCAAUCUCAGGUCCAGAAUGCCCCGCCUGCUCACAGGACAGAGCCUAACGCCACACUUGGACCCAACACCCAAGCGCGACAACCGACCCAAACUGAAUUAGAUGAAGAAUUUGCGCGUCGACUGAUGCUUGAAGAAGAGCAGCAAGCCUACGCAGGAGGAUGGCAGCCUACAAAUAAUCAAUAUAACCAUUCGGUUCCGUAUCAACAAUAUCAGUCCAGGCGGAGUGGAGAGUACCAGCGCCCGCCGAAUACUGGAGGAGGCGCAGGCGCAGGCGCAGGCGCAGGCGCAGGAUUUGGAGAAAUAGCAGGUGGUUUACAACAGCAGUUUAGAAAUUUUGUUGGCGGAGCUUCAGGCCGGACUGGGCCUACUACCUCUGCACAAGGCGGAAGCGGAGCUGGGUAUCAAGAGCAAUUGAACAGGAUUGCCGAUACCGGUAAGAAGACUUUCAAUACCAUCUUCACCAAGGUCAAACAAAAGAUGGAAGAAUUCGACAAUCGACAUCCGUCCGAUACCCAGAACAUGAAUCAACCCCAACAGUCCGGUCAUUGGAGCAACUGGCAGGGGCCUCCUGCAUCGACCCAGCAACAACAAGUCCCAACUUACGCACAAUCACCCGCCCCUGGACAAUACCCGCGUCCAGCUCAAUCGCCCCCCGCAACGUCGCAGCACGGUGCACUGAACACUAAUCCUUAUGGUGUUCCGCAAUCCGCUUCGACUAACGCCAACACCGGGGCCAAUGCUCUGCCCACGAGUAGUAGCAGAUGGCAUUACGAGCCCGAGGGGCCCGAAACCUUACCAAGCGUGCCAGCUCCGACCGCCGCUCCACCUACCGAAGAACCAAGGAGGAGUGUUGAUGCGACGCGUCUCGGCCUACUUCCGAAGCGUCCAGUUUCGCUGAUGGACGUCAACGCGAAUACCCGAUCGGCCCAGCCCCAACCCCAGGUUCAACCCCAAACUCAACCGGCAGCGCAUGCGCAUGAUAGCGAUAAUGACUCACUGGAAUACGUUGAUCGGCCCAUGCCUGGGUCGAUGGCUCGGCCUUGA